GAGGAAGUUAAGUUAUUAGGAUGAGUGCAUGUCAAAAGUAUUACAACAAAAUUGCACCUAUAUAUGCGAUUUCAAAAGAAAAAUGAAAGCUAUCAUCGUCGUUGUCUGUAUCACUGUUGCAGUUCUUCAAUCUUUAGAAGGAGUUGUUGUAGCAAAAGACAAUCACAAAGCAAAAGAUAAUGCGGAUAAUUCGAUAGGCAACAUGAAAGCUAGAUUUCGCAAUAUUGUUACUGAUGAUGAGAAACCUGAAGAGAAUGACCAAAGUUCAUCGAAGUUAGGUUCAAGGGACACGACAGGUGUCCGGAUACUCUAUCCGUUUCGGAUAAUUCUUUCGACUCUUGGUGAAGUUUCCAACGCCCUUUCGACACUUGUACACACUCUUGUAACUGUGUUUGAUUAUUGUCUGAGGAUUCCUGCUACAGUUGUGAAAGUACUGCUUUGUGGUUUUAUUGACGCGACACUGUACCUCCUGCUGGAUAUCAUUCUGAAGGUAGUUGUGAAUCGCGGUCUUAUAAUUAUCAUCUGGAUUCCAUACGAGAUUUUCGAUUUUAUGCUUAACACCAUGCCUUUGGAAGAUAUAAUUACUAAAUACGUUUCGAUAGCAUAUUUUAUUCUUCGUGAAGUUGUUUUAAAGAUUACAAUUGUGUGUUAUUGGUUAUCGGUUUUCAUAGUUAUCACGUCCUUAACUUGUUACAUUUUGUACCAAGCAAGAAUUAUAACUGUGCAGCAGCUGCCAACUGGUCGACAAGCUAUCAGUACCAUUCUUCGAACAAUGACGUUCCACAAUCUAAAGCUAUGGAUGAAAGACAUCACGACCAUGCAAUAUACAUUUAUAAUUCUUUUAACAUCAUUUAUAUCGUUCCAUUCGUUUUAUACAUUCAUCCCUGCGUGCAACUACAUUUUGAGAAAUCUUGUCUUGAAAACUGUACCCGUUAUUUAUUGGGUAUUGGUUGUGAUUGUGACGAGCUACAUGCUUUGUAAGAUGUGUGUACUACUAUACAAGCAAAAGCACUUUGUCUUAAACCCAGUGUCUUUACGUCUCAGUUCUUUAUGGAAUUUUGUUUGUACAAACAAGGCCAUGACGUGGAUUUUGCACAGAGUAUUUGACCGGCCUGUUUGUCACGUUGUUUACAAUGCCAUACAUGCAUGUUUCAAAUCUGUAGUUGGACAUAAGUCCAUACGUAGAACAUUGUCUAUGGUACAGCAAAAUUUUCUUUCCAUCAGAAGUAAUUUUCUGUACAUUUCCAUGAAAUGAAAGUUUUUGUUCCAUGGUUUCCAGCAAUCGAGGACAGAAUUAAUUCGUUAGCCCUUGAAAAUGCUCGACGUACGUCCACGAGAAGGACAGAUAAUACUUCUGAUUCAUUUGAAGGCAUAAGGAAAGAAAACGUUGCUAUACAUAAAAGAUAUGAUAAAGAAAAGAUAGAAGUGUUACAUUCUAGGAAUCGUCCUAGAAUAAUAGAUAGUAACAAUAUUAGCAAAAAGAAAACGCCUUUUGAAGCAGGUAAUUGGUUCACAAAGGACAGCUGCAUGUUUGAAACAAAGUCAGACUUAAAAGAUGAAAAUACUAAAGGCGAAGAAAAGAGUUUUGACAAUGUCACUGAUGCUGAUGAUGACGGUGUGGAAGAAUUUCAAGACACACAAGAAACAUUUAAAGUAGUUGACACUGAAGAGGUACCGUUUGGAAAUAUCCAAAUUAUAAUGAGCAGUUUAGAUACUGAUUUUGACAAGGCAAAGCCAGCUGAUAGAAAAUUCAUGGGUAAUGUGUACAUACAUGACGAAGUCGAAGAUAAACCAAUCUGGGAUGUUAAAGACAUCAGAGAAUAAAACUGUUUUGUAAAACAAACUGUUUAGUGACACUGUAUUCUGACAUUCUCUCAACUUUCAUACCUAUCUGGCUUAAGAACCAGGAACAUUUCUGGAAUCCGAAAACGUACUUGUCUUACACUAUCCAUUGAUUAUAAUGCGGACGAUUACAAAUAAACUUGAAAUACACACCAAUCCAGCGAGCAGGUAUUUACUGCACAAGUGUAACCUCAUUGUCAUUUCUGUGAUUAUGAAAUGUGUGCACGGAGGGGCUUAGCAUUUGAAUGUUUGGGGUUGACUGGAAAAAGAAAUGAUUUUCGCUUUCUAAGAAAGUCAGAUUUUUUUUCAGAACUUGAUUUUUUUCCACAGUAAACCAUAUUUUCCAAAUAGUUAUGCUGUUAUACUAUUGUUUAUUCAAUAAAAUUUGUAAAAGGUCCUUUUUACAGGCACUAAUAGGCACUAUAAAGAUACACGUUCUGUAUUAAGUAAUUUGUUUAAGAACACAUUAAAUAACUAUGCAAGUUUCUUAAAUUUUUAUAUAAGGAGCAGUUUAGUUCCCAAUUCUGAGCACAGUCAAAAUAGUUAAAUGUGUGCUAUAAAUGUCCAUGUACGAGUAUAUGAAUUAUUUGAUUGAUACCUAAAAGAUAAAUGAGCCAAAAUGCUCUGAGGUCUGAAUUAAAUAAAUGCAUGCCAUUGUUUAGGUCAGUGCAUUGGGUGAAUCAAAUAGAAUGUACAGAGUGUUAUACAUA
Molecule: messenger RNA, 2552 nt
Organism: Mercenaria mercenaria
Lineage: Eukaryota; Metazoa; Mollusca; Bivalvia; Venerida; Veneridae
Exons: 2
Coding region: 29-1255 (408 amino acids)
Source: RefSeq, a predicted model, not a curated record